AUAGGAGGAAGACGAUUACUUUCCACAGAAAGAAUUCGGAGAUGGGUUCAUUAGGGGAAACAAUACCUGAAGAAACUUGUACCAAACCUCCUGGAAUUCGGUUCUUAGAGUACAUAAAGAACUCUGCUAUAUCAUUCAGAGCCUACCAGACCAUUGUCCUAAUUGUCACAUUUUUAGCUUACGCUAGCUAUCAUGCCACUCGAAAGACCACAAGCAUAGUCAAGAGUACCCUUGACCCUAAAGCAUCCCAAGUGAACUUGAACUUCUCUCCAUGGCCAAGGAACCACUUCCAAAGAUCGACCGAGAACAAAUCAGUCUCGACUGUCCUCAACAGUGGUUGGGCGCCUUUUGAUGGAUCAGAUGGCUCUGCUAUGCUAGGGGAACUGGAUGUAGCUUUCCUUGCAGUUUAUUCCUUGGGAAUGUAUUUUGCUGGACACUUGGGGGAUCGGUUGGAUUUGAGGAUCUUCUUGACAGUGGGAAUGGUUGGGACUGGUCUAUUUACUUCUCUCUUUGGGUUAGGGUAUUGGUUUAAUAUCCAUAAUUUCUACUACUUCUUGAUAGUUCAGAUGAUUGCAGGUCUUUUCCAGGCAACUGGAUGGCCUUCAGUGGUUGCAGUAGUUGGGAAUUGGUUUGGGAAAAAGAAGCGUGGGCUGAUUAUGGGUAUUUGGAAUGCCCACACUUCUGUUGGAAACAUUACAGGAUCUUUGAUUGCUUCAGCUUUACUGAAGUAUGGUUGGGGUUGGUCCUUUGUCGUUCCUGGUCUCCUUAUUUCUUUUGUUGGGGUGGUGGUGUUUCUGUUGUUGCCAGUUACUCCAGCUUCUGUGGGAGCUGACAAAGAUGAUGAUGAUGAAAUGCAACCACCUAAGAAAAAUGCUGAGGGAGUAACAGAACCUUUAUUAGGAUCAGAGUCGGAGGUGGUUAAAGACAAACCUGUUGGGUUCAUUGAAGCAUGGAAAAUUCCUGGGGUUGCCCCUUUUGCUCUUUGCCUCUUCUUCUCCAAGCUGGUGGCUUAUACAUUUCUCUAUUGGCUUCCAUUCUACAUUACCGACACAGCAAUCGACGGUAAGUAUUUGUCCGAUGAGACGGCAGGUAGCCUAUCUACAAUGUUUGAUGUUGGAGGGAUAGUUGGUGGAAUUCUUGCCGGGUACAUUUCAGAUCGCCUGAAUGCUAGAGCCAUUACAGCAGCAAGCUUCACAUACUGUGCAAUCCCAGUACUUUACUUUUACCGGAGCUACGGAUAUGUCUCCUUGUCUAUGAACAUUUCCCUCAUGUUCAUCACUGGCAUGCUUGUCAAUGGCCCCUAUGCUCUUAUUACAACAGCAGUAUCCGCCGACUUGGGUACACACAGCUCAUUGAAUGGAAACUCACGAGCAUUGGCAACAGUUACAGCAAUCAUAGAUGGAACAGGUUCUGUGGGAGCUGCCAUUGGACCAUUGUUUACAGGUUACAUUGCUGCCAAGAGCUGGAAUGCAGUAUUUACAAUGCUGAUGACGGCCGCUCUGGUGGCAGGGCUUCUUCUAACAAGACUAGUGGUGGCCGAGGUGGCUGCAAAGAUUCAGUUUUCAGGGUCACAAGGUAGCACCCAGUCGAGGCCUGAAGCUACAGUGUGAUUUCUUAUUAAGGGUUGAAGAGGGUGUCGUGUGUUGUUCCUGAUGUUAUCAUCCAGAAUGUGUAGAUCUGGUUGAUUGCCCCUGAUGAUGAUAUGGAUGAAGGGGUGGAAUGACAAUGACAUGUUGCAGAACCUCUCCUUGCCUUUGAAAG
This is a messenger RNA of Telopea speciosissima, 1761 nucleotides long. RefSeq names its product putative glycerol-3-phosphate transporter 1. The transcript has 3 exons. The coding region runs from base 42 to 1610 and encodes 522 amino acids. Gene Ontology annotation, molecular function: glucose 6-phosphate:phosphate antiporter activity. The record is from RefSeq and is a predicted model, not a curated record. Gene Ontology annotation, cellular component: membrane. Gene Ontology annotation, biological process: phosphate ion homeostasis; transmembrane transport. NCBI's taxonomy places the organism in Eukaryota, Viridiplantae, Streptophyta, Magnoliopsida, Proteales, Proteaceae.